Messenger RNA from Beauveria bassiana ARSEF 2860, 1206 nucleotides. RefSeq lists its product as uncharacterized. Lineage: Eukaryota; Fungi; Ascomycota; Sordariomycetes; Hypocreales; Cordycipitaceae. The record is from RefSeq and is a predicted model, not a curated record. Bases 1 to 1206 code for a protein of 401 amino acids. The transcript is spliced from 2 exons.
AUGAUGGGCCCGAGCGAGCGAAAAAAUCUGCUCAAGAUGAUCCGCAGAGUGGCUCGAUACCGUGACGCCGCACGAUUUCUGUAUCGCACUGCCAAGAAAUAUCCCCUCAUUCGCAGCAUGAAGGUUGUUAUGGUCAGCUUACCUCGGAAUGCAUUUCGCCUGCUGUCUGUUGACUAUCAGCCGGAUUUUUUUGUCACCUGUACGAGGUUGCAAAUUGCACACGGGCGCCAGACCAGUGUUGCCCAAGUGGCACGUUUGCUUAAUCGAGACGGACAAACAGCGGAAGAGUCAUUCUCCCACCAGUGUUUCAAGUCUAUACGGGAGGGGAAAAUACACACGGAGAUACAGCUCGUGUAUUACCUCGAAACGCAUCGGCCUAAGCCGGCCCCGAGAGUCGUUGCUUCGAGCAAGAUGGCGUGCUUCCUCUGCAAUGUAUUCUUGUGUCAAGCCGCGAAGGUGUACACGAAGCGCUGCCACGGAAGACUGUACUUUGCCUGGAAGUUACCUGUGUUCCCUUCACGGUGCGGAUUGGAGCGCCUCUUCGUGCAAAGUCUGGAGGCUUACAUCCGCAAUAGUGCAGUUACACUGCUAUCGAAGCAGCGAAGAACUCUCUUUCCACAGCCCAGUGAAAGUACACUGUGGACGAUGGAUAUUUCCGCAACCACAUUAGGCACACUGCUCGGGCCAGGGGGAAUUGUGGAAGAAGAAUCGCUGAGGCUGGAGUCUAGCGUUGAUGCCAGCCGAGAACAGCCGACCACACAAGCAGGGAUUGGUUCAGAGCUUGAGCACCCGCUGGUUGGACAAACCGAAUCAAGCAUAGACAUCGCGCCCUUGGAUAAGUUGGAUCUACUUACAGUACGUCAGGGAAGCCUGACCACGCUCACUCUCGACGCCUCCACUAUUGCACCUGUCCAGGCAGGACCGGUUAUCAUUCAGCUUGAAUACACGGUGGGCAAGAACGGAGGUACAGGCGGCCAAACCACCUUUUCCGCAGAUGAUGGUGUUGCAGACUCAUCAUCCUCAGAAGAUCCCUCCGACGCUGUACAAUCCGAUGGAGAGAUAACCGAAAAGUUCACCACCGUAGAAGAGCCGCCGCCCCAACCAACGGAACCAGUAUCGGUGACGGGCUGGAAUUGGGGAGAGAAAGCCGUGGACGUACUGCCUCAGGACGACAUUUGGCCGAACAAAACUAAAAAGGCAGAGUGA